Molecule: messenger RNA, 1176 nt
Organism: Labrus bergylta (ballan wrasse)
Lineage: Eukaryota; Metazoa; Chordata; Actinopteri; Labriformes; Labridae
Source: RefSeq, a predicted model, not a curated record
CUGAGGAGCGGACUCACCUCACAACAAGUUGUAGAUUUCCUGGAUGGAAACGGAGGGCUGCUGACCGGGACUGUGAACACAGCCUCCGGGGACUAUGGCUCCAAGUCGGGUUCGGAGUGCGGAGGGGGCCCGGGCAGCAGGCGGAUGUCGUACUCAGUCUCCGGACAGUCGUGCAGGGUGGAGGGGGCCACAGAUGAUGAAGACCUCUACAUCCAACAAGCUGUUGUGUUCAUUGAGGACGCCAUACAGUAUCGCUCCAUCAACCAUCGGGUGGAUGCCAGCUCGCUGCAGUUGUAUCGAUGGUACUACUCUCGGAUAUGUCAAUGGGGUUUGGGCCUGACCAUUGCAGUGGUGUUGUUGCUUGCAUUCGUGGAGCGCCCGUCCUCCCUGUCCAUCUCCUCUGACCCGCGCUACCGCUCCCAACCCUGGGAGCCUCCCUGCGGCUUCACCGAGAGCUUCGAGUUGGUCUGCCUCAUCGUUUUUACUCUCGAUCUUGCUGUCAAGAGCUACCUGAUUGGCUGGGAUGAAUUCAGAAAGAGCAAAUGGCUGAUCGGUUACACAGCAGUCAUAACUGUGUCAGUCAUCGACUGGGUGCUGUCUGUCAGCAUGGUGUGUGACGAGAAACUGAGAGUACGACGGCUCCUCCGGCCGUUCUUCCUCCUGCAAAACUCGUCCCUGAUGAAGAAGACGCUGAAGUGCAUCAAGAGGACUCUGCCAGAGAUCGCCAGCGUCAUCCUGCUCCUGGCGCUCCAUCUCUGCCUCUUCACCAUGAUCGGCAUGCUGCUCUUUGCUAAAACUGAGGAUCCAAAGAAGAACGGGGAAUGGGAGUUACAUUUCAGAGAUCUGCCGGCGUCUCUCACGUCCCUGCUGGUGCUUCUCACCACAGCCAACAACCCUGACGUGAUGAUCCCUGCCUACUCCCUCAACAGACUCUACUCCAUUUUCUUUGUCACCUUCAGCGUCAUCGGAACCUACUGUCUCAUGAACCUACUGACAGCCAUCAUCUAUAACCAGUUCAGGGGAUAUUUACUGGUAAGUCACACACUGGGAAUUUGAAAUAAACACAAGAUACUUGGGCCCUCAUUAAAGGGUAAGCACUCAGUGAAGAAAUGUCUUCUCCAAAUCUGCUCUCAUGCCCUACUGAUUCAUCACCACAUGUUGCCAUCGCAUGCUACC